Myxocyprinus asiaticus (Chinese sucker) is the source of this 2917-nucleotide messenger RNA. RefSeq names its product soluble calcium-activated nucleotidase 1-like. Bases 178 to 1389 code for a protein of 403 amino acids. Gene Ontology annotation, biological process: proteoglycan biosynthetic process. The record is from RefSeq and is a predicted model, not a curated record. The transcript has 4 exons. Gene Ontology annotation, molecular function: GDP phosphatase activity; UDP phosphatase activity; calcium ion binding. NCBI's taxonomy places the organism in Eukaryota, Metazoa, Chordata, Actinopteri, Cypriniformes, Catostomidae.
CAUGGGAGGAGUUUUUGCGGUUACCGGUGUGUUGGCGUCUGAACCACCGAAGAAAGCGAGUCAGGUCCCGGCGUUUGCACAGAAUGGAUCGGGGGUGAAAUAACUCUGGAUUUAAAUAACUCCAGCAAUUCAGCCGAGUUUUCGCAUAGGGGAACAGAAUCAGAGAAGCAAGACUCCAUGAACUUCAUGCGGGUAUCUGUUCAUGGUGACUCCAUGUUCUCCUCCAUCACCAGCUCCAUCUCCGACCCGCGUUUCCGGUUCCGAUGGCGGGCCAUCAUCGUGGCAACGCUACUGGCGUUGGGUCUCCUGCUAUACCUGCACCAAACAUCAACAGACACUGCCAACUACAGCUCAGACAGCAGAGGGAACGUCCAGCGAUCAUGGCGUCCUGCUCGGGAUGUUUCGGGCGUGAUGGCCGCUGCCGAGACAGUCAGGUCACGUUACAACGAUACGUACCCGCUCACCCCUCCGGAACACACGGCCGAUGGGAUCCGAUACCGGAUCGGAGUCAUAGCGGACUUGGACAUGGACUCACGCAGUAAAAAGGACAACAUGUGGUUUAGUUACCUGAAACGGGGCCACCUGCUGGUGUCUGAGAGCGGUGACAGCGUUUCUGUGGAGUGGGAUCCGGACACGGUGAUUCUGGAAAGCCAUCUGUCAGAGAAGGGGCGGGGCAUGGAGCUCUCGGAGCUGGAGGCAUUUAACGGGCACCUGUACAGUGUGGAUGAUCGCACAGGUGUAGUGUACCGUAUAGAGGGAAACAGAGCCGUGCCGUGGGUCAUUUUGCCUGAUGGAGACGGCAGCGUAUCUAAAGGUUUUAAGGCGGAGUGGAUGGCUGUAAAAGAUGAGCGUCUGUAUGUCGGUGGUCUCGGUAAGGAAUGGACAACCAUCACUGGCGAGUUUGUCAACAACAACCCGGAGUGGGUGAAGGUGGUCGGUUUCCAUGGUGAUGUGGAGCACGAGAACUGGGUUCCGCAUUAUAACGCGCUCAAGACAGCAGCCGGAAUCAAACCACCAGGUUAUCUCAUUCACGAGUCGGGUGUGUGGAGUGAGCGUCUUCAGCGGUGGUUCUUUCUCCCUCGCCGUGCAAGUUCUGAACGUUACGACGAAACCGCAGAUGAACGUCGCGGCACAAACCUCGUUCUGAGCUGCUCGUCUGAUUUCAGUCAGAUCUCCGUGUCGCGUGUUGGCCCAUUGAAACCCACGCUCGGAUUUUCCUCAUUCAAAUUCAUUCCUGACACGGACGAUCAGAUCAUACUGGCGCUCAAAUCUGAGGAGGACGCGGGCCGUAUCGCCACCUACGUAACGGCCUUCACACUGGACGGACGCAUACUGCUGCCCGAUACGAAGAUCGGUGAUGUUAAAUAUGAGGGUUUGGAGUUUAUAUAGAUCAGAAGGUGAAUGAUUGGUCAGCGCAGGUCGACACAACAGCCAGUGGAGUUCAAGGGUCUCAGUGCAAGUCUUUGGCCAUUAUCAGUGGCACAAAAUACAUAUCAGAAAACAGCAGUAAGGUGACAAAUACAACUGAACAGUGUCGUCAUAUAAAGUAUAUAAUUUUUUAUAUAAAAUGUCAUUAUAAUAAUAAUGACGCUGGCUACCUCCCCUGGAGUUGCGAGUUUGAAUCUAGGGUGUGCUGAGUGACUCCAGCCAGGUCUCCUAAGCAACCAAAUUGGCCCGGUUGCUAGGGUGGGUAGAGUCACAUGGGGUAACCUCCUCGUGGUCGCUAUAAUGUGGUUCUCGCUCUCGGUGGGGCGUGUGGUGAGUUGUGCAUGGAUGCUGUGGAGAAUAGCGUGAAGCCUCCACGUGCGCUAUGUCUCCGCGGUAACGCGCUCAACAAGUCACAUGAAAAGAUAUGCGGAUUGACGGUCUCAGACGCGGAGGCAACUGAGAUUCGUCCUCCACCACCCGGAUUAAGGUGAGUCACUACGCCACCACGAGGACUUAGAGCGCAUUGGGAAUUGGGCAUUCCAAAUUGGGGAGAAAAUAAAUAUAAUAAUAAUAAAAUAUACUAUUAUUUAAAUAUUUUAAAACAGUGAUUUUUAGACUUGGGCAAUUCAUGGAAAUGAACAAAUUCCUAAAAGAUCAUGGAAACGUCCAUAGUGAACAUAUAUAUAUAUAUUUUCUUUUUUGGGGGGGGGGGGGUUGAGGUUAUGCUCGGCACUAAAAUAUUGCUCUUUGUGUGUGUGCGAUGAUUUUUGAAAAAAAAAAAAAUAUUUACUAUAUAUGUAUAUAUAUAUAUAUAUAUAUAUAUAUAUAUAUGCAACUUCAUAUUUAAGAAGUCAUGGAAAUGAAUUUGUCAAAUGGUGUAGAAACCCUGUUAUGUGCAUCUGUGGCAUUCAGGAGUCAUCUCUGUAACCUGUUACCCAUGAUGCCAUUGUGAAAUUACAGAACAUGCAUGCACAUUUGGAAGAAGUGGAUUGAAAUAGUGGCCAGUAUAUUUUCACCGUUGUUUGUGUGCAUUCUCUGCAGAUGGACGUCUAUCACAAAGUGAAUUGCAGGACUGAAGCAAUAAUAGAGGACGUCUCUUACCAAAUAGAAUAUGUGAUUGCGUUAAAAACAUUUCAUUAUUUGCCUUUAUUAAAAACAACAUCACCUCAAAACAUGUUAUUUAUGCUACUUUUGCUGUUUGUCUAAGGCCAUGUUCACACUGAUACGUUUUUGAAUUGAAAAUGCAAUUUUCUGUUUACUAAUGUCAUGAGAUUAGUGUGCGGCAUUAAAGAGUAUUGUUAAUAGAGGAAAACCCCGUUCCAGUGUGGGUGAGCGAAAACGCAUUAAAGUGUGAACGCAGCCUUAAUGUUUUAUAGCGUAUGAACUGCACUGGACAUGUUUAUAUGGAAUUAAUUUAAAGAUUAUACUUUAUAGUCUUUAUAGUGAGAAAUAUAUUAAAAUGAAUAUGCAAAUAAAGAUUUAAUAUUCA